Vigna unguiculata (cowpea) is the source of this 1082-nucleotide messenger RNA. It is a transcript of the gene BSH, whose product is annotated as transcription regulatory protein SNF5, putative (BSH). The record is from RefSeq and is a predicted model, not a curated record. Gene Ontology annotation, cellular component: nuclear chromosome. NCBI's taxonomy places the organism in Eukaryota, Viridiplantae, Streptophyta, Magnoliopsida, Fabales, Fabaceae. Gene Ontology annotation, biological process: chromatin remodeling.
AAAAUAAAAAUUAGACGCAGAAACUGCGGAGUGGUAAGUGUGGGAAGAAGAUAUUUUUCUGCUGUUUUUGAUUUUGGUUUUGGGGGCGCAGAGCAAGUUAGUUUGUGAAUCUUUUGCAUGAAAACGGCGUCGUAAUCAUUCAUUCGUUCAUACGUAUUGGGAGAGCAUGAAAACCCCGAUUUCGGGUUUCUAUCGAAACCCUGUUAAGUUCAGAAUGCCAACUGCAGAGAACUUGGUUCCCAUUCGAUUGGAUAUCGAAAUAGAAGGGCAGAGAUACAAAGACGCAUUCACUUGGAACCCUUCUGAUCCCGACUCCGAGGUUGUGGUCUUUGCAAAAAGGACUGUUAAAGACUUGAAGCUCCCUCCCGCCUUUGUUACACAAAUUGCUCAAUCUAUUCAAUCACAGCUCUUGGAGUUUAGAUCCUAUGAAGGCCAGGAUAUGUAUGCUGGGGAGAAGAUUGUUCCGAUCAAGCUCGAUCUUCGUGUUAAUCAUACGCUUGUGAAGGACCAGUUUUUAUGGGACUUGAACAACUUUGAGAGUGACCCUGAAGAGUUUGCUAGAAUCUUCUGCAAGGACAUGGGCAUUGAAGAUCCUGAGGUUGGACCAGCUAUUGCCUUUGCUAUCAGAGAGCAACUUUAUGAGAUCGCAAUUCAAAGUGUGGUCUCAGCAAGAGAAAGCAGAAUGAGCAAGAAGGGUCGUCGAGGGGCUGAAUAUACUCCGAUCAGUAGAGGAGGUGCUGUAGCAGUGGACUUGGUCAAGUUAUUUGGUCCGAAAUCUAGUGUAGUCCGGAAAAGAAAGGAGUGGGACGUGUAUGAACCUAUUGUGGACCUACUUUCCAAUGAGGAAGUUGAUGCCCUUGAAGCAAAGGAAGAGAGAAAUUUCAGGUGAAUUGGCUCCGUGAUCAGCCACACCAUAUCAGAAGGGUAUAAUAGUACUAUGAUAAGCAUAAAUAGGAAGGUUAGAGUUUGAAGAUUUUGUAUUAUAUGAAAGCUGGGUAUCAUUUGAUUUCUUUGGAUGUAAUCUUGUAGUGUCUUAUUUACAUUCUCUGUACCCAAAGCGAAGGAAAAAAAGUGUUCACAUC